UGGGUUGUGACCUUUUUACCAUCCUGGUAUUCAAGUGUUCUUGUUCACUGUAUGUGACAAUGAUAAGAUUUCUAUUCCUGUUGUUAUUCUAAAGAAAAUAAGACUGUCUUUGUUACUAAUUCUUUUACUAAGCAAAAUUGCAAAAAGCUACUAGCACUUCCCUCGUGCUAGGCAAUUCUUGGGAAUACUCACAUGUGUUUUAAUGUACACAAAGUCGCAGGGAGGACCCAAUCAAACGGGAAUCAGUCCUUGCCUGGAUACUCACAUGGAUGGAAGAAGAGGGAGGACAACAACAAACACAAAUAGUGAUCCCCAGCUCAAGGGUAUAGUGACCAGGUUAUAUUGCAGGCAAGGCUACUACUUGCAAAUGCACCCCGAUGGAACUCUCGAUGGAACCAAGGAUGACAGCAGUAAUUCUACAUUAUUCAACCUUAUACCAGUGGGACUUCGAGUGGUUGCUAUCCAGGGUGUAAAGACUGGGUUGUAUAUAGCCCUAAAUGGAGAAGGUUUCCUCUACACAUCAGAACUUUUUACACCAGAGUGCAAAUUUAAGGAGUCUGUUUUUGAAAAUUAUUAUGUAAUCUACUCAUCUAUGCUCUACAGACAACAGGAAUCUGGUAGGGCCUGGUUCUUGGGGCUGAACAAGGAAGGGCAGGUCAUGAAAGGAAACAGAGUGAAGAAAACAAAACCAGCAGCUCAUUUUCUACCCAAGCCAUUGGAAGUUGCCAUGUAUCGAGAACCAUCUUUGCAUGAUAUUGGAGAAACAGUGCCAAAGGCUGGGGUAACUCCAAGCAAAAGCACAAGUGCAUCUGCAAUAAUGAAUGGCGGCAAACCAGUUAACAAGAACUUUCCCUUUGCAGUGUCCGUGGAUCAGCUUGAGGCAAGUGAAAUACUUGCUCGCUGCUGUUUCUGAACUAAGUUGUUGCAAGUGGAUAAAUCUCAACAUGUAGCUCCUCCCACAACAAGAAGACACCUGGAUAAACCAGCUAAACUCAGACCGUGGAAUGCCCUACCAGAUAUUGGAAUGCCUUUUUAAUAUCUUUUCUGUGACUGUGACACUUCAUGUGAAUGACAUACUUCACGAGUACACUUGAUACCUUGCCUGCUGACAAUUACUCAUAAUCCCUUUUUGAGUCCAGUUUCAGCAAAAUCCAUGUGUUUAAGUUCUAUUUUGUAGCACACAAAUAAUCAAGUAAUUUCUAGUUAGAUGCUGUAAACCUGUGCUAUUAUGGAUUUCUCUUCUUCCCUUUUUUAUAAGGCUGCUCGCUCCACUGUCUGUGAUCUUUUGCAGGGAUUGUGUUUCUCUAUAACUUAAGUGUUGCCGGUGGCUUAGUUUUCAAAGCAAUCAGGGAAUCAGGAAGCCUUCAAAAAUCUAUUAUUGCAAAUUAUAUCUAUAAAGAAUAGGAUGUUGUCUCUGGCUUACAAUAUUGAUUAAAUGUGAAUACUCUCAGCAACAGAUACUGUGCUCCUGAGGUUGGCAUCAGAACAGAGGGAAGACUGUCAAACACGUCCGACGAUAGAAAGUUUUCUGAAAGGAUGUUUGACAUCCCCCUAUAGUUUCUUUUUGUGUGUGUGUUUUAUACAUAUCACAGGCUUACUGGUAAUGGUAACAUUUGCCUUGCCCAGCGAGCAAGACCCACUCAUUUUUGGGAAAGUGGGUCAAAAGAACUCUGUAGGCCUUGUAGGCCUGAAUUAAGGCUCAUUUUUCAUCUACUAAAUCCUCAUUAUUUGAAAAACAACCACCACCAAUAAAAAAAGAUAGGACUAACCAGAAUUGCGCUACCUAAGUCCAUUUCAGAUAUAAUCCUUUCCUGUUUUUAAGGAACUGAAUUUAAUGCCAUUGUUAUUUUUGGCUGAAUUCCACACAUACUUAGCAAAGCAUGGGCAAGGAUGUUGUUGUGUUCUUUUUUGCAGCACCAGUGCAAAGGGUAGCUACAAAUUAUAGUUUAAUAUCUCUGGUGUUUUACAAAAAGUUUUAAAACUGGACAUAUUACAAAACUUUAUUUUUAAUUUUAGCUCAGCAUGCAAAGUCCAGUCCUAUGUAUCCCACCAAUAUCCCAGUAUGUAUCUCUACCCAGCUUCCUAGGAAAAUAUGCCCACCAAAUUGCUAGACUGAAGGUGCCUUGCCUUGAUCUCUGUAUACUGUACCUUCUCCUACAUGUACCUAGAAGAAAUCAGAGACAUCAUAAAAUUGGAGCCUUGGAUCAUUUUACGAAAAACACCAUCAACACUUUGAGCGUGUCAUUUAUGAACAGUAAAACCAAUGUUAGAGGAAAAAAUAAGUUUUAGACAAUACCACAGAGAUGCCAUUGAAGUGUUAGUUAGUUAGUCACAUGCUUUCAGAAGACUAAAAAUAUGAGUACUCUUGGUAUGCUUAAGAAGGUAUUUGCUUCUCAGAAAUGGGAACAAGGACUAAAUUGUACCUCAGUUUGGAAAACUCUGUGUGAGAACACUGUCUUGGCCUCUUGCAGUUAUCUUGAUAUUUAAAGAUAAAAAAGGACUCCUUCGUUCCUUUUUUUAGCAUUGUAUUUCUAACAAUUCAUUUUAUCAUGUCUUUAUGCUGAAAUCCCGAACAGACACUGCUUGUUAUUUCAAACGCCUAACCUGAAUAGCUGACUAACUGAUUCAGUCUAAACAAAUUCUUUGUGUUACUUUUCAUGUGUUUAGUUUUUAUAAGUAAUAUUUAAUACACUGUUGAAGGAGGCUACUAUAAAGCUGCUAAAUUCUAGCUAAGCAAACUAAGUUUUUUUUCUUUUUUUUUGAUAGAUUAGACUUUCUUGUUUGUAUUCAUAAUAUAAAAACAGCAAGCUAGCAUUUGAUUUGGGGUCUUUCUCAGGAGGAUGAGGCAAACAUGAAGCCCAAAUCUACGUAUAAAGAAAAGAAUAUAAAACUACUUUAAUACUGUGAUAAAGAUACAAGAAACUUUGACUUAGAUUGUUCCCUUGCCUGCUAGCUCUAAGUGGGGAGAGGGGGGAACCCAACACCCCUUUGUUAAUAGCCUUUAGGAAAAUUCUCAGUGCAUCUGGUCUGGAGGGGGUUUGUACCAUCCCUGAGAAAACCAAGCAAGAACCAAGCCAGCUACGUGGCCACGUGAGCCUACGCUGAAUCUGGGGGAUCUAUGGGAUGCAGCAGCCUUGAUGUUGUAUUAUGCACUGUGUCCCUAAGGUACUCCCAGUCUUUUUAGAACUAUGGGAGGAGCAAUUCACAAUAUUUUGAAUAGGCUAAUAAAACUGAAGGCUAUAUUUUCUCUCUCACACACACACAUCUAAAUCUCAUAGAGUUCAUGAGGAGGUAAUACAUGUGUUUGUGUCCCACAGUCAUCUUUUUACCUUCCCCAGUUUAAGAGCCUGGGGAGAGACAGGGCUGGAGAACUGGCUGAGACACGUAGUGAGGAGCUGGCUCAUAGCCUGAUGCUACAUAAGUAUUGUUUUCAACAUUAAACUUUCAAUCCCAGAUAAUUAAAAUCUGCCAACCAGUUUUGGAGCUGCAGUUAAGGCCAGAUUUAAUUUUUUCAAGUCAUUAGUUCAUACUAAAUGCAUUUUUUUUUAGUUCUGUUAUUGUUUAUGUGGACUAAAUGCAUAUGUGUGUUUAAUACAAUGACGAGAUGUCCUAAAAAUAAUUUCUUCUACAAGCUGUUUAAACAUAACAAAGGGUCUUUCUGCUUUGAUUACUUCCAUUAAUUUUGUCUCUUUUCUCGUUUGUUGCAUGAGGAAGAGGAUGGCAAGGAUGAACUGCGUGUAGUAGGUUUUGUAUAGCAGAGAACUGUUGGUCUGUAUUACUGAAUUUACCUACAUAUAUGCAAAGAGUUUGUCUGCAUUAUUUGCAUUUAUUAUUUUUUGUUGUUUACACAGAUGCAACAUGUUGAAUAAAACAUUUAUAUGAAGGCAUACUGAAAAACAAAAGAAAGAAUUAUGUAACAAGUAGAUUGUGCAAAACAUCGCUGCACUGGCCACAGUAUGGUGAAGCUUCAUGUAAAUAGGUUGGCACACUCAAUUCUCCCCUUUUACCAUGCCAAAGAAAAUUUUAGCUCCUUAAUAUAAUACCUCUAUUGCUGUUUUCCAGAAUAGGACUUCACCAUUUUGUUCCCUCUAAAAUUAAUUUUGCUGUUAAGUGAAAGCUGUUUUCAACUGUCUGUUACUACAAAAGUACUGUAUAGUAAACCUGAUGGAAUCAGUUUGUAUUUAAAGAUUGGGUGUUUUGUACUUACAUGUCUAUCUGUAUGUGAAUCUACAGCAGUCCAGAUCUUUUGCAUGCUUGCUUUGUAUUUUGUUUUUCUUCUGGGUUUUAUCUAAUCUCAGAGAGACGGUUUGCACAGCAAUCAACUCAACUUACCAUCUCAUAAUGCACAGAUAUGGUAACACUGCACAUAGUCAUUCUCUCUGCUUUUGCCUCUUUUGCUUUUUUAAGCCACUCUCAAAUCAAUUAUUUUUAAUAUACUGUUCUUUUCAUAAAAUUUAACUUGUGUAGAGUCAGGUUGCUCCUCAAUGAACACCACCACCACUACCACAACCAGAUAUAAAAUAAAAUAGUUCACUUUGACUAUAGUAUUUACCUGAAAAAAUGCUAACAAUUCUGACUUUUUAUACAUAUUCAGAGAAACUUUUUCUCUUGGUUUAAAGCCACUCCAAGAAAUGAGGUAUUAAAGCAGGCAGUUUGGUCCAUGCAUUAAAAAUGUUUCUUGCUGAUCCAUCUGUUUAUUGGUAUUAAGCAGAAAUUAUUUAGCUCCAGUCAAAUGGGAAUGCAAGUGAAAUUAGACACAAUAAGGUUAUCUUUCUUUUAAAUGCCCCUUUGGAUAAACUCAUCUUCUGUACAAUGCAUUUUAAAGUGUCUAAUAACAGUAUUUUUUCGUGAUGACUAAUGCAAAUGCUAUGACUUAUUUUUAAAGAUGUAAUAAAAUCUUUGUUCUAUUACCUAGUCACAGAAAUAUUCAACAUAGCUUUCUUCAUCCCAGUAAUAAAGUGUAUUAUAUCAUUGAGCUAUGAAGUGAGAUCCGUUCUAUAAAGAAGCAAGGGCAUCAGAAAAGGCAGACCAGGUACAUUUAAAUCUUCAUCCACAUGGCUCUAAAAGACAGUAUGGCCAAGGGAAAAAAGAUCACGAGGACAUUAAUAAUUUAUGAAAGCAAAUCAAUCCACAGCUGUUUUACAGAUGACAUGCCAGAAGAUGCAAUAUACCAUCGGCACAGUUCUACAAAAAGCUGCAAGUAUUUUGUAGAAGCAUUCAGCCUACUUUUGGACUGUGUUCUUUCCAUCAGAAGAAGGAAACAAGGCUAUAUUAUCAUUGUUUCCUAGGUUUACCGAUCUAGCCAGUACAAAAUCCUCAUUUAUCCAAUUUGUUUUCACCACCUAUAACUAAACUACCUUUUGCCACAAGCCUGGAAGCAAGUUUUUACAGUCACUAGAUAUGAAGAAUCAGCCAAUGUGUUUCACUCCCUUAUGCCUCUUCCUGCUUCUCCAGUUUAUGUAUCUCAAAUUCCUGUCACUAGGAAUGAGGUGUAAAAUCACAAUUUAUUAAUACAACUAGAUUUUCACAUAUGUGGAAUAAUAACCUUAUUCCUUCAGGUCUCAUUUUUCUAGUGAGGAAAUGAGCCACAAAACAGAUCUACUGGGAGUCACAUCAUCAGUUACCUCAGCAUGAAAGGGGGGAAAAAUGUUCAAGCAACAUUGUAAGAAACAGAGUAAAAAUUGGAAAGGAAAAUAGAUAUUCAUUAUACUUUUAGUGGUCUUAAUAGAUAUUUUAAGGUUUGUAGUGAUAGCACCAUUUUGUUUGAUAAUUUAUAUUUUAAUUAGCCCCUGACACUAGCUGUGUUAGAAUAUUCUAAUAAUAUAUUUCCAUACUCACCUUAACAAAAAAUUUACAUAGCACAUUCUUAAAUUCUACGGCUAUGUAAUCCACUUAGUAACCAAAAUGCUGCAGUUGGGUAUUUUUUUAAAAAAAAUCUAGCUAGAACCAGAAUUAUUUUACAUUCUUGCAGUGAAAUUUAAGAGGAAAACAAAUUACAAAGUAAAAUGCAUCAAAUAUAUGACAUUGAAACUCUCUGAAGAGUCCUUUUUUUUUUUUUUGCCUAUGAAUGUGAGUACCUGAAAUGAAAAUGAAAUUCCAGGGCCAAUCUACAGUAUCUAUAAAUGUUUGUCAUACUAGGAAACAAGUUAAGAGUUUCUACUGCAUUUAAAUAAGACCAUUGAUUAUUUACUGUCUCCCGUUUUACAGUACUAAAUGCAAAUGGAAGGAAACGCAGUACCACCUUGUGUCUUUCACUGUUUACAUUCUGACUCAGCAGCAGAAAACAUAUGUCAAAAAACACUAGCUAUUACAGGAGGAUUCAGGUCAGUGGUGUUCAUAAAUAUAAAUAAGACCAAUAAUCUGUGCUCUCCAGUCAGACAUCAGAGUUGACAAAAUGCAUAUAUGUUAAAAUAUAUGAAAGUAUUCCCGUUAAGCUCUACACAGUUUAAGGGUUAUAAGUACAAAUUACAAACUAUAAUUUCAAUAUGGGUUUCUUUUAAGUUUCUUUGUACUUUAUCAGUGCAUUUUAGGACUCUGAUAUUUUGGUUAUCUAAAAAGAGAGCACCUAGUAGCCUUGGGAUAUAUAUAUAUAUAUAUAUGCACAUUAUUUAUGUGCAUAGCUCCUAUACAAGUUAUGCAUAAAAAUUUGAUGGUUAUACUAUGUCUCCCUGAGAACAUGGGUUUCACAAGCUUCAUUUUUAGAAAGAAAGAAUUUAGUUAAGAAAAAAAAUCAGGUAAGGUAAAGAGCAAGCUAUGUGGGAAGACGGAAUAAUAAAAGUUAUUAUUCAAAACAGUUCAUAAAUUCAUUUAAAUUUCUAAUUAUUACAUGUUCUGUACCAUUGUAUUUUCCUAUCUGAAAAGCAUCCUUUCUAAAAGAAAACAAAUUUCUAGACUAAUAAUGGAUAUACCUUUUUCAGUUGAUAUACAGUUUCCUUAUUUCUUAGUCAUGUACCUCUCUAAAAACCUGGACCUUGGCACCUAAACCACAAUAUUACCACAAGUUUGAUAUUAACAAGAAGUAUUUUCCAACCAUUUAAAGCAAUUUCUUGAUCAGUCAUAAUUUCAUAAACUGUAAUCACUUUUGAAAAUAAAAUGUAUGUUUUUUUUGCUCUAAAGAAUUAAAGGGCUGCCAAAUCUACAUGUAUUAAAAAAAAAAGAGAGACUCAUAUGUAAAUAAGUUAGGGAAGUCCCAAUAGUUGUGCAUCGUUCAUAACUCAAUGUGAAUUUCACACUGAGCAGCAUUUCACCAUUGGAAAAUAAAAAUAAAAUUUUUGUUCAUACCACU
Messenger RNA from Rhea pennata, 7285 nucleotides. RefSeq names its product fibroblast growth factor 14 (gene FGF14). Bases 203 to 913 code for a protein of 236 amino acids. The record is from RefSeq and is a predicted model, not a curated record. Gene Ontology annotation, biological process: regulation of voltage-gated sodium channel activity. The transcript is spliced from 7 exons. Lineage: Eukaryota; Metazoa; Chordata; Aves; Rheiformes; Rheidae. Gene Ontology annotation, cellular component: nucleus; cytoplasm. Gene Ontology annotation, molecular function: sodium channel regulator activity; growth factor activity.